AUGGAUACAAUCAAUAAAGAAACGAAUGAAAAUUGCAGCACUGAAGGAAUGAAUAAGACGAAUUCUCCCGAAAAAUUCUACGCCGGUAGUGGGAUCCUUGCGACUGGAGCAACCGGAUUCCUGGGAGUAGGUGUAAUGGAAGAACUGAUCCGCCUGUGUCCACGCGUCGCUGCCAUUUCCAUACUAAUUCGCCCAAGAACUAACGAAACGAUGGAACAAAGAUUUAAGAAGAUUAUAGAUGAUCCCAUUUACGAUGACAUCAAAGCAAAACUCCCCUCGGUUUUGAGCAAAGUUUAUCCCGUGAAAGGUGACGUGAGUCUGCCGGAUUUAGGUCUUUCGCGAGAAGAUAGAAAUCUGUUGUUGGAGAAAGUAAACAUAGUGUUUCACGUCGCGACCACUGUGAGAUUCGACGAGCCGUUACACGUGGCUGUUAAUGUGAAUACGAAGGAUACUGCUCGUGUGAUCGAACUUUGGAACGAUCUAAGGCACCGAAUUAGCUUCGUCCACGUUGACACAGCUUAUAGUAAUGCGAAUCUACAUGAGAUCGGGGAAAAAGUUUAUACUACGAGCUUGAAACCUUCAGAGGUGAUCGAUAUGUGUGACAAAUUGGACAAAACGUCCAUCAACGAAAUAGAGAAAAUGAUUUUAAAAACUUAUCCAAAUACAUACACAUUCAGUAAGAAUUUAGCAGAGCAGAUUGUAGCAAGCAAGAGUAAACACCUGGCAGUUGCGAUAGUACGGCCAAGCAUAAUUGAUGCUUCUCUGGAAGAACCACGUCCUGGUUGGGCAGAGAAUAUAUCUGGAUUUACAGGUAUCUUUUUGCUAAUCAGCAAAGGGUGUGCAACAGCGGCACUAGGUAGGAGAGAUGCCAAAUUGGAUGUAGUGCCUGUCGAUUUCGUAGUCGACACGAUAAUAUGUACUGCAUGGCAUGUCACGCUGCAUCGUGAUCAUGAAGUUAAAGUUUACAACUGCACGAGCAACGCAUGCCCUUUUAAAUGGGGUGAGAUGAAAGACACCAUGGUGAAAUGUAGCAUAGAAACCCCACUGCAAGAUACGCUGUGGUACCCGGGUUGUCCAAUGAUAGCUAAUAGAUAUAUUUACAACGUUCUGAGUGUAAUUCCUUAUGUUCUGCCUGCGUUCGCCAUAGAUAUCUUUUUAAGACUCCGAGGUAGUAAACCAAUAAUGAUGAAACUUCUCCAAACUGGCAAUAAGCUGUUUACAGUGACAGCAUAUUUCGCUCUGCACGAAUGGACUUUCCAAAGGGAUAACUGUUCCGAUUUGGUGAGAAAAGUGAAAAUGUUGAAGGACAGCGAUAUGGUCAGACUAGAUUUACGGGAUAUGGAUUGGGAGAAGUACGUUGCAAUUUACCUGAUGGGAAUUAGGAAAUUUAUUCUGAGGGAAGACUUUAAUUCAACAGCCCAACAACGGUUACUUAAAAGGUUGUACUGGAUACAUCAGAUCACCAAAAUAUCGGGUAUAAUAACUUUGUUAUGGAUAAUAUUAUGUUUUGUAUACUGAUUAUUUGAACGUUAC
Messenger RNA from Bombus pyrosoma, 1533 nucleotides. Its product is annotated as putative fatty acyl-CoA reductase CG5065. Gene Ontology annotation, biological process: long-chain fatty-acyl-CoA metabolic process. Gene Ontology annotation, cellular component: peroxisome. The transcript has 7 exons. NCBI's taxonomy places the organism in Eukaryota, Metazoa, Arthropoda, Insecta, Hymenoptera, Apidae. The coding region runs from base 1 to 1518 and encodes 505 amino acids. The record is from RefSeq and is a predicted model, not a curated record. Gene Ontology annotation, molecular function: alcohol-forming very long-chain fatty acyl-CoA reductase (NADP+) activity.